Molecule: messenger RNA, 1399 nt
Organism: Pelmatolapia mariae (spotted tilapia)
Lineage: Eukaryota; Metazoa; Chordata; Actinopteri; Cichliformes; Cichlidae
Gene: asmt
Product: acetylserotonin O-methyltransferase
Exons: 8
Coding region: 183-1259 (358 amino acids)
Biological process (GO): melatonin biosynthetic process; methylation
Molecular function (GO): acetylserotonin O-methyltransferase activity
Source: RefSeq, a predicted model, not a curated record
GCUCUAAUCUAGGUUAUCUGGCUGUAAUCAGCUUAGCCCACUGCUACACUCGCUGCUGCUGGGUGGGCACGCUGUGUAGUUUUAGUCUGCCUCUUUUCUUACUGCCAUUCAUGCAAACCUCUUGCAGGUGUAACAACUGAGAAGGCACGUUUCUCUCUUGUCUGGAAGACCGAUCUGUGGCAAUGGCUGACAGUGAGAAAAUGGUUCCAACUAAGGUGUUGCCUACUGCAGACGUGUACCCUAAAAGAAUAAUGGAGUAUAUCGAAGGCUUCCUCAUCUCCAAGACAUUGUUCACAUCCUGCGAGCUGGGUGUGUUUGAUGUGUUAUUGGGUUCAGAGCGCUCCCUGUCUGCAGCAGAGAUCAGUCAGGCUGUGGGUGCGAGUCUGGAUGGCACAGAGAGGCUGCUGGCUGCCUGCACUGGCAUGCAGCUCCUCAACAGACACCAAGACAAUGGGAAAGUGUCUUACAGUAACACUGAGCAGGCCAGGCUCUUCCUCACGCGCUCCAGUCCUUUGUCCCUCUACCAGUCCAUCCAUUACCAUUCCAAAACAAUCUACCUCUGCUGGCACUAUCUGACUGAUGCCGUCAGAGAGGGAAGAAACCAGUAUGAAAAGGCUUUUGGAGUCAGCUCUGGAGACCUGUUUGAAGCAAUCUACAGGUCGGAUGAGGAAAUGGUGAAAUUUAUGCAGUUAAUGCACUCCAUCUGGAACAUCUGUGGUAAGGAUGUGGUCACAGCCUUUGACCUUUCACCCUUCAAAGUCAUCUGUGACCUUGGAGGCUGCAGUGGGGCAUUAGCCAAGCACUGCACGUCAGCCUACCCAGAAUGCACUGUGACAAUCUUUGACCUCCCCAAGGUGGUGCACAUGUCGAAGGAACACUUUAUCAAGGAGGAUGACCAGAGGAUAAGCUUUCAUGAAGGGGACUUCUUCAAAGACUCUCUACCAGAAGCUGAACUCUAUAUUCUGGCAAGAAUCCUCCAUGACUGGACAGACGAACGCUGCGUAGAGCUACUCCAGAGAAUCUAUAAAGCAUGCAAACCAGGAGGUGCUGUGCUGGUGGUGGAGGCGCUGCUCAAUGAGGAUGGUUCUGGCCCGCUUACAGCUCAGCUUUACUCCCUGAACAUGCUGGUGCAGACGGAGGGCAGAGAGAGGACAGAUGUUCAGUAUGCUGCCCUGUUGACUGCUGCCGGAUUCACCAACAUCCGGCACUGCCUCACUGGGAAGAUCUAUGAUGCGGUGCUGGGACACAAAAAGGCAUAAGAUGAAGAAAAAUGGAUGCUCUACCAGGAGUGAAGCCUCACAUCACCUGUGGGGGGGGGGGGGGUGGAGAAUCACAUUCCCUUCCUGUGUGUUUUCACUUUUCCCAUGAAGUUUCAAAAUGAAUAAAUUCUUCAGCAUGA